AUGGCAGGUAAAUUUGGAUUUCGCUUCCUGUACGGGGAUCAGCCGCUGCAACUGUACUUCUAUGCGGUGCCGCAUCUAUGUCUGAACCUCAUGGGCUACUGGCCGGACAUGCUGGAUGCGCUGCAGCAGCGCGCUCUGUUCCAUUUUGUGGUGCUGGGCGUGGGUGUUGCGACCGAGAUACAUGCCGGCCUCCAAUUUGCACAGAAUGGAGAGAUUUCGCUUGCCCUGGAGACGUUCUGUCCGGCGGGCACCUCGGCCGUUACAUUGCUGAAAAUGUAUCUCAUGCUCCGCUAUAGAAACGACUUAUUCAACGUGUUGGCCAAUCUACGACAGAUGCUGUUCGACGGCGCCAGCCAAUCGGACGAAAAACAAAAGAUAAUGCGAAAGCAUCUUCUGAUGGCAUCACGAUUCAACUUUUGGCCACUCUCCGCGGGAUUCUUUACGUGCACCAUGUACAAUCUGAAGCCCCUAAUUUUAGCCUUGCUGCAGUACUGGGGACAGGCCGAGCAGAUUAAGUGGGACAUGCCCUUCAAUAUGACCAUGCCCUCUUUCCUGCUGCAUGCACCACUCUUUCCGGUUACUUACAUUUUCAUCGCUUACACUGGCUACGUGACCAUUUUUAUGUUCGGCGGCUGUGAUACCUUCUACUUUGAGUUCUGUGUGCACAUUGCCACACUGUGCAACUUCCUGGAGGUCGACAUACGUGCGCUUUUUCGGCCAUACGAUGGACUCCAACAGAUGGACGACUUGCGAGGCACACUAUUCGUUGGAUGUCUGGUGCGACUUAUCAAGCGGCAAAACGAUAUCAUUGAGCUGACGGCGUUCUUUCGGCAACGCUACUGGAUUAUCACAUUGGCGCACUUCUUGUCCGCCAGCAUGGUGAUCGCCUUCAGCAUAGUCGAACUGAUGAUCAACGGCGGCAAUGGACUGGGCACCCUGCUCUACAUUGGAUACACGGUGGCUGCCCUUAGCCAGUUGUUUAUCUACUGCUACGGCGGCACUUUGGUCGCUGAGAACAGUCUCCAUCUGGCCACUGUGAUGAGCUCCUGUCCCUGGCACAUAUGCCAGCCCAGGCAUCGGCGCUACAUAAUGCUCUUCAUAAUGCGGUCGCAGCGUGCCCUGACAAUGGCUGUGCCCUUUUUCUCGCCCUCGUUGGUCACCUUUGCCGCAAUACUGCAAACGUCGGGCUCCAUAAUAGCGCUGGCCAAGUCCUUUCAAUAA
This is a messenger RNA of Drosophila grimshawi, 1221 nucleotides long. RefSeq names its product odorant receptor 10a (gene Or10a). Gene Ontology annotation, cellular component: plasma membrane. The record is from RefSeq and is a predicted model, not a curated record. Lineage: Eukaryota; Metazoa; Arthropoda; Insecta; Diptera; Drosophilidae. The transcript is spliced from 5 exons. Bases 1 to 1221 code for a protein of 406 amino acids. Gene Ontology annotation, molecular function: odorant binding; olfactory receptor activity. Gene Ontology annotation, biological process: sensory perception of smell; detection of chemical stimulus involved in sensory perception of smell.